AGGAAAAGAGAAUCUGAAGUAUUGUUAAGCUGUUGUGAGUUUGUGUCUCUCUCUUUAUGCAGUUAAAUGGCAGAAGCCAGAUUUUCUCAGGAUGAGUUUAUGUGUAUAGUGUGUCUGGAUCUCCUGAAGGAUCCAGUGACCAUUCCCUGUGGACACAGUUACUGUAAGAGCUGUAUUACAGACUACUGGGAUCAGACAAGCGUCUUCAGCUGCCCUCAGUGCAGAGAAACCUUCAGUCCAAGACCUGCUUUGGGGAAAAACACCAUUCUGGCUGAAAUGGUGGAGAAACUGAAGAAGAUAGAACUUUCUGAUGACUGUUACGCUGGAGCUGGAGAUGUUCAGUGUGACGUCUGUACUGGAAGAAAAUACAAAGCUGUCAAGUCCUGUCUGAUGUGUCUGAACUCUUACUGUCAGAAUCACCUCGAACAACAUGAGAGUUGGUUUAAAGGAAAGAGACACAGUUUGACUGAAGCCACUGGACGACUGCAGGAGAUGAUCUGCCAGAAACAUGAGAAGAUCCUUGAGAUUUUCUGUCGCACUGAACAGAAAUGUAUUUGUGUUCUGUGUGCGAUGGAUGAACAUAAAAACCACAACACGGUAUCAGCUGCAGCACAGAGGACAGAGAAACAGAGGCAGCUGAAGAAGACGCAGAAGACGCUCCAGCAGAGAGAGAAAUAUCUCCAGCAGCUGAGAGAGACUGUGGAGUCUCAUAAGGUGAGUGCACAGACAGCAGUGGAGGAAAGUGAGAGGAUCUUUACUGAGCUCAUCCGCUCCAUUGAGAGAAGCCGCUCUGAGCUGAUACGACUGAUCAGAGAUCAGGAAAAGACUGCAGUGAGUCGAGCUGAAGGACGACUGGAGCGACUGGAGCAGGAGAUCAAUGAUCUGAGGAGGAGAGAAGCUGAGCUGGAGCAGCUUUCACACACACAGGAUCACAUCCAGUUCCUGCAGAGUUUCCCGUCUCUCUCAGCACUUCCUGAAUCUACAGACGUAAAUGAUGAUCUCUUCUGUUCUCUCGUCUCUUCUGAUGGUCUGAGAGAAUCUGUCCAUCAGCUGAGAGACAAACUGGAAGAUUUCUGCAAAGAGGAGCUCAAGAAGAUCUCAGACAGAGUCACAAUCACCAACAUUGUUCCCAGAACCAGGAACGACUUCCUACAAUAUUCCCGUCAGCUCACUCUGGAUCUGAACACAGUGAACAAAUGGCUUGUUGUGUCUGAGAGCAACAGAGUGAUUACUGACACUGACAUACUCCAGUUUUAUCCUGAUCAUCCAGACAGAUUUGAUGUGUGUCAGGUGUUGUGUAGAGAGAGUGUGUGUGGACGCUGUUACUGGGAGGUCGAGUGGAGUGGAUGUGAGGGUGUGUUUAUAUCAGUGUCAUAUAAGAGCAUCAGCAGGAAGGGACAGGGUUAUGAGUGUAAGUUUGGAUCUAAUGAUCAGUCCUGGAGUUUGUACAGCACUCCCUCCAGAUACUCAUUUGGACACAAUAACAUAUGGACUUCUGUCCCUGUAGAGUCCAUCAGCAGUAGAAUAGGAGUGUUUGUGGAUCACAGUGCAGGAACUCUGUCCUUCUACAGCGUCUCUGACACAAUGAGCCUCAUCCACACAGUCCAGACCACAUUCACUCAGCCGCUCUAUCCUGGGUUUUGGGUUAAUUCUGGAUCAUCAGUGAAACUGUGUUGAUUAAUCAGAAUAGACUGAUGAGAGAUUCUACCCAUAAUGAUUUGAGCUGCAAGAUAAAUCAGUAACAGUAAGAUGUUAUAGAGUCUCUUCUUUUCUCUUCAUGACAUUAAUACUCAAGCUGAACUUCUUUCACUGAA
Molecule: messenger RNA, 1814 nt
Organism: Carassius carassius (crucian carp)
Lineage: Eukaryota; Metazoa; Chordata; Actinopteri; Cypriniformes; Cyprinidae
Product: tripartite motif-containing protein 16-like
Exons: 6
Coding region: 67-1677 (536 amino acids)
Molecular function (GO): zinc ion binding; protein binding
Source: RefSeq, a predicted model, not a curated record